UGAAAACUUCAUCACCAUUAUCAUUAAAACACCCCAUAAUAAUCAACAUUAAACUAUCCUGAGGCAUAAUGGGUAGACAGAAGGUACUCCUAGAAAAGAUGGCUCGAAUCUUUCAGGUUCGGAACAUGUUGAUGCGACAGGCACUGGCAGAAUGCCUGGGCACCCUCAUUCUAGUGAUGUUUGGUUGUGGUGCUGUUGCCCAGUUGAUUCUAAGUGGAGGCUCUCAUGGAAUGUUCCUGACUGUGAAUUUUGCUUUUGGGUUUGCUGCUACUUUGGGGAUCCUAAUUUGUGGGCAGAUUUCAGGUGGUCAUAUAAAUCCUACUGUGACCUUUUCCCUAUGUUUGUUGGGGAGAGAGCCCUGGAGGAAGUUUCCUGUGUACUUCCUGUCCCAGACUCUGGGGGCUUUUCUUGGCUCAGGGAUAAUAUUUGGCAUGUACUUUGAUGCACUGUGGGACUAUGGACAAGGAUCUUUGGUUGUUAUAGGGGACAAUGCAACAGCUGGAAUUUUUGCAACAUACCCCUCUAAGCACCUCACAUUGCUCAAUGGCUUCUUUGAUCAAAUGAUUGGCACAGCAGCUCUGAUCGUGUGUAUCCUUGCAAUUGUUGAUCCCUACAAUAACCCUGUCCCACGAGGACUAGAGGCCUUCACUGUGGGGUUCGUGGUACUGGUGAUUGGUCUGUCUAUGGGUUUUAACUCAGGUUAUGCAGUAAACCCAGCCAGAGACAUGGGACCUCGGAUCUUUACCGCACUUGCUGGAUGGGGCUCAGAAGUGUUCACAGCAAACUCUCACUGGUCCCUUGUACCCAUCUUUGCCCCAUUCAUUGGUGCCGUGAUUGGUGUGAUGGUUUAUCAGCUAAUGGUGGGAUAUCAUGUAGAAGGAGAAGAGAGAGAUAAAAGGAAAGCUGCUGAAAGAGAAGAGAAGAAAAGACUCAAACUCUCUGCUGUUUCUGAGAAGGAGACAGCGUAAGACUGGGCUGAAAUGUGGUAAUCUUCCAGUUCUGUUCAGCACCUAAAAUGAAAUUCAUGUCCAGCUUUCAUGACAGAGGGCAAUAUUUAAAACCAAUUUACUGGAUUUUUGGAAUUGGCAAAACACAAUUUAAAUCUUUUGACAGCAAAUGGGCAUAUAUUGUAUUAUUAAAUAGCCUAAAUUAAUUAAACCAAUCAAACAACAAGUCAGUUGUUUUGUUGCUAAUACUUAUACUGUAUCUGCAUAAUAAUUAUGAACAAGGGAUAUGAUUUAUGAAAAUCUUUCUCCUUAUGCAAACAGCAUCAAAGUCAUUGAGUAUCUGUUUUAGAACUUCAGUAUCAUUUAUUAACUCAUCAUUUAUUCACUCAUUACAUAUUAAUAAGUGCUGAAUUUAUGCAGUGAUCAUUUUGUGAUUAUCAGUGAUAAAGUUUUAUGUCCAUUAUCGCUUUGCUUUUAUAUAUCCUUGUGUGAAUGUAAUUGUUUUGAAAGUCCUUGUUGUGAUGUAUUUGCAUGCCUGUUUUAUCAAUAAGUUAAC
Molecule: messenger RNA, 1503 nt
Organism: Xyrauchen texanus (razorback sucker)
Lineage: Eukaryota; Metazoa; Chordata; Actinopteri; Cypriniformes; Catostomidae
Product: aquaporin-3-like
Exons: 6
Coding region: 69-968 (299 amino acids)
Biological process (GO): water transport; glycerol transmembrane transport
Cellular component (GO): basolateral plasma membrane; plasma membrane
Molecular function (GO): water channel activity; glycerol channel activity; urea transmembrane transporter activity
Source: RefSeq, a predicted model, not a curated record